Molecule: messenger RNA, 4345 nt
Organism: Ziziphus jujuba (common jujube)
Lineage: Eukaryota; Viridiplantae; Streptophyta; Magnoliopsida; Rosales; Rhamnaceae
Product: ABC transporter B family member 2
Exons: 12
Coding region: 353-4126 (1257 amino acids)
Biological process (GO): transmembrane transport
Cellular component (GO): membrane
Molecular function (GO): ATP binding; ATP hydrolysis activity; ABC-type transporter activity
Source: RefSeq, a predicted model, not a curated record
UGUUACUCACAAGAUAGUCAACCUGCUUAAGCAGCUCUUAAUUACACGUCCAACUUUUUUUUAUUUUUUUUUUAUAAAUUUUGGGUGGUUUUCAUUUUUGGCAUUUUAAAGGUCCAUCCAACUCCAACCGCAUCUCUAUCCUUCUCCAUAUUAAUAUUUCUUUUCCUAUAACACUUUCACAACCUCCUCUAACUUGUUCUCAUAUAUCAUUUUAAAAAACCUGUGACUUCUUUUAAACUUACCCUUUCAACACCUCCAUACAUAUAUAUAUAUAUAUAUAUAUCCUUCUUUUCUCUGUUUUCUUCAUCUCUUAACUUAAAACUUAAUUUUUUAUUGUGGUGUGGGGCCAAAAAUGGCACCAUCGGAUUCAUUUUCCGGCAACGGCGAAGCCGGAGACAAUAGUACUACGACGAAGAAGCAGCAGCGAGUAGAAGAAGAAAAGAAGAAGAAGCAACAAAAAGUUUCGUUGCUAAAACUAUUUAGUUUUGCUGAUUUUCAAGACUAUGUGCUAAUGGGAAUCGGAUCCAUAGGAGCUUGUGUCCAUGGAGUUUCGGUUCCUGUGUUCUUUAUUUUCUUUGGCAAGUUGAUAAACAUUAUAGGGAUGGCUUAUCUCUUUCCCAAAGAAGCUUCUCAUAAAGUUGGAAAGUAUUCAUUGGACUUUCUAUAUCUGAGCAUAGCUAUACUGUUCUCAUCAUGGACAGAGGUGGCUUGUUGGAUGUAUACUGGAGAAAGACAAGCAGCGAAAAUGAGGAUGGCAUAUUUGAGAGCAAUGUUGACUCAAGAUAUUAGUCUUUUUGACACUGAAGCUUCCACUGGAGAGGUUAUCUCUGCUAUUACUAGUGACAUCAUUGUUGUUCAAGAUGCCCUUUCUGAAAAGGUGGGGAAUUUCAUGCACUACAUGAGCAGAUUUCUAGGAGGAUUCAUAAUUGGAUUUGUGAGGGUUUGGCAAAUUAGUUUGGUAACACUUUCAAUUGUCCCGUUGAUUGCCUUGGCUGGUGGUGUUUAUGCAUAUAUUGCUACUGGUCUAAUUGCCAGGGUAAGAAAAUCCUAUGUCAAGGCUGGUGAGAUUGCUGAAGAGGUGAUUGGAAAUGUUAGAACGGUCCAAGCAUUUGCAGGGGAAGAAAUGGCAGUGAAACAAUACACGUCAGCUCUGACUAAUACAUACAAGUAUGGAAGAAAAGCAGGACUAGCUAAGGGUCUGGGCCUGGGUUUCAUGCAUUGUACCCUUUUCCUUUCUUGGGCAUUGCUUGUCUGGUUCACUAGUGUUGUUGUUCACAAGAGCAUUGCCAAUGGCGGGGACUCUUUCACAACCAUGCUCAAUGUUGUUAUUGCUGGCCUGUCAUUAGGACAGGCAGCAUUAGACAUUUCUGCUUUCGUUCGAGCUAUGGCAGCUGCUUAUCCCAUAUUUGAGAUGAUUGAGAGGAACACAACGAACAAAAGCAACAGUAAAUGUGGCCGGAAGUUGAACAAAUUGGAGGGGCAUAUCCAAUUCAAGAACGUGUCUUUCAGUUACCCGUCUCGUCCUGAUGUAACAAUUUUCGACAAUCUCUUUCUUGAAAUCCCUCCUGGGAAGAUUGUAGCACUUGUAGGAGGAAGUGGAUCUGGAAAGAGCACAGUUAUAUCUUUGAUCGAACGCUUCUAUGAGCCACUCUCUGGACAGAUACUUAUAGAUGGGAAUGAUAUUAGGGAGCUUGACCUCAAGUGGCUUAGGCAGCAAAUUGGGUUGGUUAAUCAAGAGCCUGCACUUUUUGCAACAAGCAUCAGAGAAAACAUACUAUAUGGGAAAGACGAUGCCACUCUUGACGAGAUCACUCGUGCAGCUAAACUUUCAGAAGCUGUCACUUUCAUAAACAAUCUGCCUGAUAGGUUUGAAACUCAGGUUGGAGAGAGAGGGAUACAACUAUCAGGUGGACAAAAGCAAAGGAUAGCAAUAUCACGCGCGAUAGUGAAAAAUCCAUCAAUUCUGUUACUGGAUGAAGCUACAAGUGCAUUGGAUGCAGAGUCUGAGAAGAGUGUGCAAGAGGCCCUCGAUCUUGCCAUGGUGGGAAGAACAACUGUAGUGGUUGCUCAUCGACUUUCCACCAUUAGAAAUGCAGAUAUCAUUGCUGUGGUUCAAGAGGGGAAGAUAGUGGAAACAGGAAGCCAUGAGGAACUCAUUUCGAAUCCAAACAGUGUCUAUGCAUCACUUGUUCACCUUCAAGAGACGGCAUCUUUGCAACACCACAACUCGUUUGGUCCUAACUUGGGACGCCCACCAAGCAUAAAGUAUUCACGAGAAUUAUCCCGAACUACAACAAGUUUUGGUGCUAGUUUUCGUUCUGAUAAGGAAUCACUAAGCCGUGUUGGUGCUGAUGGGACAGAGACUGUCAAGCCCAGGUAUGUUCCAGCAGGAAGAAUGUACUCCAUGGUAAAGCCAGACUGGAUUUAUGGGGUGGUGGGUACGAUAGGUGCCUUCAUUGCUGGAGCACAGAUGCCCCUUUUUGCUCUGGGAGUCUCUCAGGCUCUUGUAGCCUAUUACAUGGACUGGGACACAACACGCCACGAGAUCAAAAAGAUUUCUUUACUCUUCUGCGGUGGUGCGGUAGUAACUGUCAUUGUCCAUGCCAUAGAGCAUCUUUGUUUUGGAACCAUGGGAGAGCGACUCACUCUUCGUGUGAGAGAGAUGAUGUUUUCUGCCAUAUUGAGGAAUGAGAUCGGAUGGUUUGAUGACACUAACAACACUAGUUCUAUGCUUUCGUCUCGUUUAGAAAGCGAUGCAACACUGUUACGAACAAUAGUCGUCGAUAGGUCUACGAUUCUGUUACAGAAUGUGGGAUUGCUUGUUGCCUCAUUAAUUAUAGCCUUCAUCUUGAACUGGAGGAUCACACUUGUAGUCUUGGCUGCAUAUCCAUUGAUUAUCAGUGGUCAUAUCAGUGAGAAACUUUUCAUGCAAGGCUAUGGUGGAAACUUGAGCAAAGCAUAUCUAAAAGCUAACAUGCUAGCUGGUGAGGCAGUGAGUAAUAUUCGUACUGUUGCUGCAUUUUGUGCCGAGGACAAGAUCGUUGACCUCUAUUCCCGUGAGCUUGUUGAGCCUUCUAGGCGUUCGUUUACUCGUGGACAAAUUGCUGGAGUAUUCUAUGGCAUCUCCCAGUUCUUCAUCUUUUCAUCCUACGGCCUGGCCUUAUGGUAUGGUUCUGUUUUGAUGGGAAAGGAGCUUGCUAGCUUCAAGUCUGUCAUGAAAUCAUUUAUGGUUUUAAUAGUGACAGCACUGGCCAUGGGAGAGACUUUGGCAUUGGCACCGGAUCUCUUAAAAGGGAACCAAAUGGUGGCAUCGGUGUUCGAGGUGCUUGACAGAAAAACUGAGGUAGUUGGGGAUGUAGGAGAAGAGUUAACAACAGUUGAGGGUACAAUUGAGCUAAGGGGUAUCCAAUUUAUCUACCCUUCAAGGCCUGACAUAGUGAUUUUCAAGGACUUCAAUUUAAAAGUUCGAUCAGGCAAGAGUAUGGCAUUGGUUGGGCAAAGUGGUUCCGGUAAAAGCUCUGUGAUAUCUCUAAUUCUCAGGUUUUAUGAUCCUAAUGCUGGCAAAGUGAUGAUUGAUGGGAAAGACAUCAAGAAGCUGAAGAUCAAGUCUCUCAGAAAACAUAUUGGCCUGGUUCAACAAGAACCAGCCCUCUUCGCAACAUCAAUUUACGAAAACAUCCUCUAUGGAAAAGAAGGAGCAUCUGAAGCAGAAGUGAUUGAAGCUGCUAAACUUGCCAAUGCACAUAGUUUCAUCAGUGCUCUUCCUGAGGGCUACCAAACCAAAGUAGGUGAGCGAGGAGUGCAACUGUCUGGAGGCCAACGACAACGCGUAGCUAUAGCCCGAGCAGUUCUAAAGAACCCUGAAAUCCUGCUAUUGGAUGAAGCAACAAGUGCUCUUGAUGUCGAAUCAGAGCGCAUUGUGCAACAAGCUCUCGACAGCUUGAUGAAGAACCGGACGACUGUCAUGGUUGCUCAUAGGCUUUCAACCAUAAAGAAUGCAGACCAAAUAUCAGUUUUACAGGAUGGUAAGAUUAUAGAGCAAGGGACUCAUUCAAAUCUGAUAGAAAAUAAAAAUGGAGCAUACUUCAAGUUAAUAAACAUUCAGCAACAGCAACAGAGACAAUAACAAAUUUGGAAAAACAUAUUAUCCAAAGUAUGAUGAUCAAAGAAGAAAUGGGGGGAGAGCUUUCUUUACUAAUGUACCUUUUGUAAUUUAUUUUCAUUUAUUUUUCUUUUUCACUAUAAUUUCAAUUUGAUAGAUUGUUUUUUUCCUUUUUUUUUUUUUCCUCAACCUAAAAAUAAUGAUCAUAUACAUGCUCAAGAAUGCUGCAAAAUAUUGCUCACA